This is a messenger RNA of Bacillus rossius redtenbacheri, 2200 nucleotides long. RefSeq names its product sodium/potassium-transporting ATPase subunit beta-2-like. NCBI's taxonomy places the organism in Eukaryota, Metazoa, Arthropoda, Insecta, Phasmatodea, Bacillidae. The record is from RefSeq and is a predicted model, not a curated record. Gene Ontology annotation, biological process: potassium ion import across plasma membrane; intracellular potassium ion homeostasis; intracellular sodium ion homeostasis. The transcript is spliced from 7 exons. Gene Ontology annotation, cellular component: sodium:potassium-exchanging ATPase complex. Gene Ontology annotation, molecular function: ATPase activator activity. The coding region runs from base 216 to 1160 and encodes 314 amino acids.
UUCCGACAGCGGGCGCUAGAUGUCACAGCGAGCGCUGCGGCGCGUAUUGACGCGAAAAUCGAAUGUCGCAAGGCGCGCAUGUGCGCGUCCCUGACCGCGCAGGCGUUGGGGAGGCUAGGGUCGGCCCUUCCUUCUCCCAGUAGCUCGCUACCCCGGCGGCUACUCCUAGCGUUCCGAGGCCGUUUCGAAACAAAGCGAAGAAGGGACCGCCGACCAUGUCGGAGAAGAAAGUCGAGCAGUACUACACGCGGCCCCCGACGCUGGGCGCAUGGGAGGGCUUCCGCAUCUUCCUGUGGAACUCGGAGACGCACCAGUUCCUGGGGCGGACCGGGAGCAGCUGGGCUAAAAUCCUCUUUUUCUACGUGCUGUUCUAUGCCGGACUGUCUGGCUACUUCGCCGCCAUGCUGGCGGUGUUCUACCAGACACUGGACAUGUCGAGCCCGAAGUGGCAGCUGGACUCUUCUCUCAUCGGGAGUAACCCAGGUCUUGGAUUCCGCCCCAUGCCGCCGGAGGAGAACGUGGAGAGCACGCUCAUAUGGUACCGCGCCAGCGACAAGAACUACGAGCACUGGACCAAGGAACUCACCAAUUUUCUCUCAGGGUACAAGACCAAGAACCUCCUGGAGAGCGGCGGCGACAACCGCGUGGUGUGCAACUACAACAUGGCGCCGGACCCCAAGAGCGUGUGCGCCGUCGAGCUGGAGAAGUUCGGCGCGUGCAUCGAGGAGAACAACUACGGCUUCCCCACGUCGUCCCCGUGCAUAUUCCUCAAGCUGAACAAGAUCUUCAACUGGCUGCCCAACUACUACAAUGACACGGACUCGCUGCCCGAAAUCAUGCCAGAAGACCUCAAGACACACAUUCGAGACCGGAAAGACACGCCGGAGAUGAACACCGUGUGGGUGAGUUGCGAGGGCGAGAACCCCGCCGACAUAGAGAACAUCGGCGCCAUCCAGUACUACCCUUCCCGCGGCUUCCCCGGCUACUACUUCCCGUUCAGGAACACCCCUGGCUACCUGAGCCCGCUCGUGGCUGUGUACUUCGAGCGCCCUGCGACUGGGGUGCUCAUCAACAUCGAGUGCAAGGCCUGGGCCCGCAACAUACACCACGACCGCGCGGAGAGAAGAGGCUCCGUGCACUUCGAGCUCAUGGUCGAUUAGUCGAUAAAACGAUAACAAGCUUUCAUCGACCAUCCACAUAGCGCAGUGUAGUACUUACCGUGUUUGAGUAAAUAACAGUUAAUACAUUUAGAAACAAAUGUCUGCAGCUUGACGGCUUUCACUCACUGGGUUAUUUGUAGGGGCAUGUUUUUUUCCCUUCUUCUUGAAAAUAUGUGGAGAGCAGCUGUGUGUUAAAACACCGCAGCAUUGUUUGGGUGUUGUGGUUGGCUGGGUUUAUUUAAGGUUCUUGUCUGCUGUCAGCUCACCAAUCACAGCCAUCCGGCGCGGAAGGCAAACAUGUCCUGAAUGGCCCGGCCAAAUAACAAUAAUGAAACUGCUUGGAUGAGAGAUCAGAAUUUUUUUUUCUCGCGAAAAAUGCCUGCCCCUUGUUAUUUGUUAUUACUUUUUAUUUGUGAUACUUUUUUUGUGUGUGUAUGCUUUCGAGUGUAACUAGCAUGGAGUUAAAUGUCAAUGGUUGGUCUUCCCAACCAUUGUCUCGCGAAUAGAUAAUUGCAUCCGGCAAUUUUUAAACCGCAUUGAUAUUUUAUCUCAAAAGAGCACUGCCAGGUUUAAAGUAGAUAAAUUAUUAAGAAUUCUUACCAUGAUUUAUGUUUUUGUAAGCUCAAAGGUAUAACAUAUUGGAGUCAGGGGCAAGGGUAUUUUGCCCCCCCCCCCCCCUCUGAAACCUUGAAGUGGGGGCAAACGGGGGCAAAGAAAGUGCUGUGUAAUCAAUUUGUAGAUAAUAAAACUGCUUAAAUAACACCAUUUUCCACCUUGAAAUACAAAUUUUCCCUGGGGAGGACCCCCGGACCCCCCGCUUCAAUAGGGGGGAUAGAUGAUUGGUAUAAAGGUAUAUAUUGCCCCCCCCUCCCCUUUGGAAAUUUAGUUGUUGCGCCCCUGAUUGGAGUCACAUGAUUUCCUUAAGUCUGGUCAGUUACCUAUAUAAAAGUGCAUAUAUUUGUUAUUAACUUAAGUAAAAUAUAUAUGUAAAUAUUCAAGAACUGUAUUAUUUAAUGGUAAUACAUAAAAUGUUGAUAGAA